AUGUCAGAGGAGAAAGCAAAAAUGUCGAUUUCAAAGAAGAGAGCCGCGGAAGAUCCGGCUCCAGCCAAAAAGACCAAGAAGAGAAAAUCCAAGCACGCCGUAGAAGAUGAAAAUCUUGACGCUGAGCUUGGCCUCAACACUCUCUUCGCCAAGAUGGACAGCCAGUUGCUGGCCGACUACCACGUGCAGAAAUUGGCGAGAUUCGGCACUGAUUUGAGCCCUGUUGAGCUAUCGGAUUUGGCCUUGUCAGCCGCUUCUAUCAAGGACACCACCUCAUGGCAGAAAACCAGAUCAUUAGACAACUUGCCAGCUUUCCUGGAGGAAUUUUCAGAGCACCCUGAGAGCUUGAGUAGGGCGCAGAAGAAGAAUGGCAUGCCUCACACCAUCGUUGUUGCUGGUGCCGGCCUGAGAGCCGCGGAUCUUACCAGAGCUCUACGAAAAUUUUCAGGCAAGGACAGUUUAGUUGCGAAGCUGUUUGCAAAACACAUGAAAGUCGAGGAACAAGUCACUCUGCUCAAGAACAAAAAGAUUGGCGUCGGCGUCGGCACACCUGCGCGUCUCAUGGAGCUUAUCGACAAUGGCUCAUUAUCGCUGGAUAAACUACAGCGCCUGGUCGUCGAUGCCUCGCACAUUGACCAGAAGAAGAGGGGCGUCAUGGACAUGAAGGACACCGUGAUGCCUCUUGCACGAUUUCUUGCGAGGAAGGAGUUCAAGGACCGAUAUGGCGACGAGAAGAAGCCGCUUGACUUGCUCUUCUACUAA
This is a messenger RNA of Trichoderma gamsii, 762 nucleotides long. RefSeq lists its product as hypothetical. Gene Ontology annotation, cellular component: nucleus; 90S preribosome. The coding region runs from base 1 to 762 and encodes 253 amino acids. The record is from RefSeq and is a predicted model, not a curated record. The transcript has 5 exons. Lineage: Eukaryota; Fungi; Ascomycota; Sordariomycetes; Hypocreales; Hypocreaceae.